AUGAUUUCGCAACACACCGCGCAGAUAUUUCCGAAGAACAUACCCAGGAGGUCUUAUCUGACGCUUCUAUGCCUCCAAAUUCAUGAACUUUCGGGGACUUCAAGGAGGCUCAACGCUUCGAAGUUUUCAAUCCUCCCGAACACACGUCUCUCCUCCUCUUCAACAAGAUGGAAAACCAGGCAGGGCAGGGAUUCAUUUGCGCGCCAGGCCAAAGUUCAGGGAUUGAAGAGCAGAGCGGCCUUCAAGCUCUUAGAAAUUGACGCGAAGUACAAACUGUUUAGACGGGGCCAGACAGUUGUUGAUCUUGAUCCAAAGGGUUAUGCGCCAGGUUCAUGGUCGCAGGUUGCUGUAGAGCGCACGAAGCCCGGCGGUCGAAUUGUCGGCAUAGAUAUUAUACCCGCGCAACCUCCCAAAGGCGUCUCUACAAUACAAGGCAACUUCCUUUCCAAGGGAGUGCAGAAUGAGGUCAAACGAUUUCUGCAAGACCCCAAUCGCGGGCGCCCUAUAACAUCGCCACUCUAUUCUUCGACAGAUGCAAUGAUCGAUCAAGACCGCAGCCCCAUUGAACCCGAACGACAUCCUGAUGAGGAGCCUGCUGAGGAGACAACACACACAAAGAGCCAAACCGGGAGAGCUCAAGAUACCUCGAGUUAUAUGGUAGAUGUUGUGCUGAGUGAUAUGUCCGCACCCUGGCCCUUGGAACAGUCCACUGCAUUUUGGAAGAGAAGCUUAAGUGACCCAUAUAUUAGGAUGAUGAACACGAGCGGCAUCAAUUACAAAGAUCAUGCUGGAAGUAUGGAUCUCUGCGCUGCAGCACUUCAGUUCGCGCGUGAUACUUUGAAAGUAGGGGGACAUUUUGUUUGUAAAUUCUACCAGGGCGGCGAGGAUAAGGAGUUGGAGGGACAGUUGAAGAAAAUGUUCAGGGCCGUACAUAGGGAAAAGCCCGAAUCCUCAAGGAGUGAAUCCAAGGAAGCCUACUUUGUCGCAUUGAGGAGAAAGAAAGAAAGAAGGCGACAAUGA
Messenger RNA from Amorphotheca resinae ATCC 22711, 1020 nucleotides. RefSeq lists its product as hypothetical. Gene Ontology annotation, biological process: RNA methylation. Gene Ontology annotation, cellular component: mitochondrion. Lineage: Eukaryota; Fungi; Ascomycota; Leotiomycetes; Helotiales; Amorphothecaceae. Gene Ontology annotation, molecular function: rRNA (uridine-2'-O-ribose)-methyltransferase activity. The record is from RefSeq and is a predicted model, not a curated record. The transcript is spliced from 5 exons. The coding region runs from base 1 to 1020 and encodes 339 amino acids.